CUCUCUCUCUCUCUCUCAGUUUGACUUCAAACAUUCAGAUUGCCCAAAUUACCUUUUUCGUGAUGGGAGCAGGGACCAAAGAGCAUUAACUGGAGGGGUAUGGGUUGGGCCCAAAGCAGGUAAAAGAAAUGCAUCUUCUUGAUCAAUGCAUCCCUUUUCCAAUCCUUUUUUAAGGAAACAACUCAUAAAUCCACUUCCCUUUGCUCCCCCUCCUUCCUUUCUCUUUGCCCCCCUUCCUUGUUUCUGCUUUGGCAUAUUUACUACUCUUUUAUCGACUCAUCUCUCCUCUCCUCUCGCUUGGAAGGAAAAAAAGUACACCCCCAAAUAGUAUAUAAAUAAAACAAAGAAAAAUAAUGUAAAAGUAAUAACACUAUAAUUAAUUCCCUCCCUUGUCCUGAGCUCAGCAUCUCUUUACCCACAUCCUUUCUGUCUGCCCCGUCCUUUUUUUCUUUUCUCUUCUUUGAUUCUUCUUUCUCCUCUACUUAUUACAUAAACAAACACAAGAGAGAGAGAGAGAGAGAGAGAGAGAGAGAGAGCAAUGGAGGAGGCCGUGGAGAUGAAGAGGAGCAACAAAAACAAGAAAUGCAACAAACCAUUGAAGGGAAUGAGGAAAUGCCAAGCUUACCCAGCUCUUUUACCGCUGCCUCCGAUUCUACCAAAGCCUCUGAUUCACAGAGUCUUUUGGAAUCAAAAGCCUUGUCCAUCUUAUGUUUAUGCUUCUUCCUUCAGGGAUCAAGUUGAUGUAGUCUCGCCUCUACCUCAAUCUAUUGAAGUUGCCCAACAAAAUGCGGUACCAAGAAAAGAACCUGCUGCCAACAUAAGUGCACCAUCUUUAGACUGCAAACAAGAAAAUCUAGCCAUACCACAAACUAUUGUGACUGCACAGAGGCCAGAUUCCGGCGGCAGAGAGGGUUCUCCAAUUUCCCUCCUCGCGAAUCAUUUCCUAGUCCAAUUCGAUCAAUCUCAGAAAAUUUUCCACUAUGAUGUUGCUAUAUCUCCACGUCCUUCCAAAGAAAUUGCAAGAUUGAUUAAGAAAAAGCUAGUCCAAGAAAAUUCUGAUACCUUAUCCGAUGCCAUUCCUGUAUUUGAUGGCGGAAAGAAUCUGUACAGUGCCGUUGAGUUCCAAGAAGAUCGUCUUGAGUUCUUCAUUAACCUUCCAAUUCCCGUACCCAAAUCUUCGUGCAACGUGUUGGGUACCCAAAAGCAAAAACUUUUCAGGGUGAACGUAAGACGAGUGUCAAAAUUGAGCGCACAGGAUUUGAGCAAAUACCUUAAAGAAGAGGAGGAUGGGGUCCCGUUACCUCAAGAUUACCUUCAUGCCUUGGAUGUUGUAUUAAGAGAGAGCUCAACGGAGAGUUGCUUCCAAGUUGGGAGAUGCUUGUACUCAACCUCUAUGGGAGGAGUUAAAGACAUUGGUGGAGGUGUUAUUGGAUUGAGAGGUUUCUUUCAAGGUCUUAGACCAACACAACAAGGCCUAGCCCUCAAUGUGGAUUCCUCCGUGAUGGCAUUUCACGAGAGCAUUGGCGUUAUUCCGUACAUCGAAAAACGCUGCGAAACUUUAAAGGAUCUUUCUCAGAGGAAAACAAGAGGGCUGAUGGUAGAAGAAAAGCGAGAAGUGGAGAAAGUGUUGAAGAAUGUUAGAAUCUUUGUUUGUCACCGUGAAACUAAUCAAAGAUAUCGGGUCUUUGGCCUCACUAAUGAAUCCACUGAGAAUCUCAAGUUCAGGGAUAGAGAUGGAAGGGAGAUGAUAUUGGUGGAUUAUUUCAAGGAUCAAUACAACCAUGAGAUUCAAUUCAGGAAUCUUCCGUGCUUGCAGAUAAGUAGAAGUAAACCAUGUUAUCUUCCAAUGGAGCUUUGCGUGGUUUGUGAAGGCCAGAAGUUUCUUGGAAAGCUAUCUGAUGAACAAACUUCAAGAAUCCUUAAGAUGGGCUGCCAAAGUCCGUCAAAAAGGAAGGAUAUUAUUAAUGGUGUUGUCAAUGGAAUGACUGGUCCAACAAGUGGACGCUACCUGAGAGAGUUUGAUCUCCAAGUUUCAAGAGAGAUGACUCAACUUACUGGAAGAGUACUUCAACCUCCCAAGCUAAGGUUCGGCAGUGGUGGGAUCAUCAAAGAUAUAACUCCAAAUUGCCAUGAUCGCCAAUGGAACUUGCUCAAUAGCCAUGUAGCUGAGGGUUCUCAUAUCACGAGAUGGACUAUCAUCAGUUUUGGUGGCACCCAAGCGCAGAGAUCGUCGAUUCCUCGAUUCAUAAGCCAGCUAUCAAAUAGGUGUCAGCAACUCGGGAUAUCACUAAGUAAGGAUGCAACAAUUAGCCCAUCAUUUGAGCCAAUCCAAAUACUGGAUCAUGCGUCCCAUUUGGAAUCGAAGCUAAGGAAACUCCACGAAGCGAUAUCAGGCAACCUUCAGCUGCUUAUAUGUGUAAUGGAGAAGAAGCACAAAGGGUAUGCUGAUCUGAAGAGAAUUGCUGAGACAAACAUCGGUGUGGUGAGCCAAUGCUGCUUAUAUCCUAAUCUCAUGAAACCUACCUCACAAUUCUUGGCAAAUAUAGCUCUAAAGAUAAAUGCUAAGCUUGGAGGGUGCAACGUGUUACUUUACAACACUUUGCCCUGCCAAAUCCCCAGACUUUUCGCUGAUGAUGAGCCCGUAAUCUUUAUGGGUGCUGAUGUCACUCAUCCACACCCGCUUGAUGAUUCGAGUCCAUCAAUUGCUGCGGUUGUUGGUAGCAUGAACUGGCCGGAGGCAAACAAGUACAUCUCAAGAAUGAGAUCACAAACACACCGGCAAGAAAUUAUUGAAGAGCUGGAGAAAAUGUCAGAAGAGCUAUUUCAGGAGUUUCUAGUUUCGGUUGGCAAGCUUCCUAGUAGAAUUAUUUUCUUUCGUGAUGGAGUGAGCGAGACCCAGUUCUAUAAGGUUCUUGAGAAAGAGUUGCAAGCAAUUCGGGCAGCUUGUUCCAGGUUCAAAGGUUACAAGCCGUCAAUAACUUUCUUAGUAGUUCAAAAGAGGCAUCAUACAAGACUCUUCCUUAACGAUAGAAAACAGGCUUUUUCUCGCGGUCACCAUUUCUCCGAGAAUAUUCCACCGGGAACAGUUGUGGAUACUGUGAUUACGCAACCACGAGAAUUUGAUUUUUAUAUUUGUAGUCAUUGGGGGAUGAGGGGAACUAGUAGGCCAACUCGUUACCAUGUCCUUUGGGAUGAGAACCAUUUUAAAUCCGAUGAGCUUCAGAAAUUGAUUCAUGAUCUUUGUUACACUUUUGUUAGGUGCACUAAGCCAGUAUCAAUUGUUCCACCGGCUUAUUACGCGCAUCUUGCUGCGUAUAGAGGGAGGUUGUAUCUUGAUAGGUCGGACGCCAUGGGAAUUAGAGGCACAGCAAUGACAUUAUCAAGAUCCGCGAUUCCUCUAACAUCACCGUUGCCUAAGAUCAAAGAUAGUGUUAAGAAGCUUAUGUUCUACUGUUGAUCGCUGAUCUUACUUCCUGCCUUUGUGUACAAAAUUGUUCGUCAAUCUGUUUAGAUUAUCUCAUAUUAAACUUGGCUGUUGAUGUAAGCUAAUUUGGAGAAAUGAUAUUGACAAGUGAU
Asparagus officinalis (garden asparagus) is the source of this 3576-nucleotide messenger RNA. Its product is annotated as protein argonaute 7. The record is from RefSeq and is a predicted model, not a curated record. The transcript has 3 exons. NCBI's taxonomy places the organism in Eukaryota, Viridiplantae, Streptophyta, Magnoliopsida, Asparagales, Asparagaceae. Gene Ontology annotation, molecular function: RNA binding; protein binding. Gene Ontology annotation, cellular component: cytoplasm. Gene Ontology annotation, biological process: regulatory ncRNA-mediated post-transcriptional gene silencing. The coding region runs from base 539 to 3457 and encodes 972 amino acids.